GCGAGGGCGUGUGUGUGUGUGUGUGUGUGUCCGUGUUUGUGCAGUGUUGCUCUUUGCCGCCUCUCGGAAUAGUGGAACGAAGUGUCACGUUGGGUAAUAGCAAAGUGGAUUGGUCUGUGUGGUUCGUGUGUGGUGUUGGGGGUCUGUCUGUCUGUCUGUCUGUCUGUCGUUCGGAUAUUCCCUCGCCGCACACAUGCAAGGAGCGGGCAGGCUGGUGGACGGCGCGGGCGGCGUGCUGGGGGCGUGCGCGUCGUGCUAGUGUCGUGCCGCAGUGAGCGUCACCGCGGCCCGUGACGCCGAGCCGCCUCCGCCGCCUCCGUGGUGUGCGCCGUGCGGGUGUGCAGUGCCGUGGUUGUGUCGCCGCGCGGUGGUGUGUGGCGCCGUGAUGCACCGGCGUGAUGUGUGAGCCCCGCCGCCUCGGGGAGGGGAGGGGGCCGGCUGUCCCCUCCCACUCCGCCGCCCUCGCGCCCCCCUGCCGCCCCCACUGCUGCCGGGGCCGCAGACGGGCCGUGGCCGAGGGCCGCGCGGGGGCGAGGACAGUGGCCGGCCGUGACAGGACUCAUCCGCCGCGCGCCGCCGUGUUGCUGCCGCUGGUGCUGCUGCUGCUGCGCCCCGCCGCCGCCGAGUACGUGCGGGAGUUCGAGGUGUCCGAGGGCGUGGCGAUAGGGACCAACAUUGGCUACAUCGGUGACAGUAACCCCGGCCAGCCGCCGCCGCCCUCGCCGCCCUACCUGAUCGUGCCCGUACCGGGCAGCCCCGUGGACUCCGACCUGCGCAUCGAGGAGGACACGGGCGAGAUCAAGACCAUGGUGGUGCUGGACCGCGAGCUGCGCGCCUCCUACUCGCUGGUGGCCAUCCCGCAGUCCGGCGAGAGCAUCCGCGUGCUGAUCCGCGUCAAGGAUGAGAACGACAACGCGCCCACCUUCCCCUCGGCCGUCAUGAACAUUGACUUCCCGGAGAACACGCCGCGGGACGUCAAACGCACGCUGGCGCCGGCGCGGGACCGCGACCUGGGCAUCUUCAACACGCAGCGCUACCGCAUCGUGUCUGGUAACGUCAACAACGCCUUCCGCCUUUCGUCGCACCGCGAGCGGGACAGCGUCCUCUACCUCGACCUGCAGAUCAACGGCUUCCUUGACCGCGAGACCACGGCCUUCUACUCGCUGCUGAUCGAGGCCUGGGACGGGGGGUCGCCGCCCCUCAAGGGCUCCAUGACCGUCAACAUCACCAUCCAGGACGUCAACGACAACCAGCCCAUCUUCAACCAGAGCCGCUAUUUCGCCACCGUGCCAGAGAACGCCACCAUCGGCACCUCGGUGCUGCAGGUGCUGGCCACGGACACGGACGCCGGCGACAACGGCAAGAUCACCUACUCCAUCAACCGCCGCCAGAGUGACCGCGAGAACAUGUUCCAGAUCGACCCCAAGUCCGGCGUGAUCUCCGUCAACCGGCCGCUGGACUUCGAGGCCAAGGAGGUGCACGAGCUGCUGGUGGUGGCGCGCGACAACGGCGACCAGCCCCUCGAGACCACCGCCUUCGUGUCCAUCCGCGUCAUCGACGUCAACGACAACCAGCCCACCAUCAACCUCAUCUUCCUCUCCGACGACGCCACGCCCAAGAUCUCUGAGGACGCGCAGCCCGGUGAGUUCGUGGCGCGCAUCUCCGUCAACGACCCGGACUCGAAGGAGGAGUACGCCAACGUGAGCGUGACGCUGGAGGGCGGCGACGGCCACUUCGACCUAACGACGCAGGAUAGCAUCAUCUACCUGAUGGUGGUGUCGCGUCCGCUGGACCGCGAGCUGAAGCCCAACUACACGCUGGUGGUGUUCGCCACGGACAUGGGCAACCCGCCGCUGCACGCCUCCAGGAAGUUCGACCUGCAGGUGACGGACAUGAACGACAACGCGCCGGAGUUCGAUCAGACGGUGUACCAGGCGAACGUGCUGGAGGUGGCGGACCCCGGCACGUCGGUGUUCCAACUGUCGGCGCUGGACCGGGACGAGGGGAACAACUCCGUCAUCACCUACUCGAUCCGCAACACGCCGGAGACGCACUCGGACUGGUUCCAGAUAGACUCCCGCACGGGCCUCAUCACCACGCGGACCCACGUCGACUGCGAGACGGAGCCGGAGCCGCAGAUCACCGUCAUCGCCACAGACUCCGGCUCCCCGGCGCUCUCCUCCUCCGCCACCGUCAAGGUCACCAUCAUGGACGUCAACGACAACGAGCCAAUCUUCGACCAGAGCUUCUACAACGUGUCCGUCCACGAGUCCGAGGCCGUGGCCACCUGCAUCCUCAAGGUCUCCGCUACCGACCCUGAUUGCGGCGUGAAUGCGCGGGUCAACUAUACAAUCGGGGACGGCUUCAAGCGCUUCAAGGAGUUCGAGAUACGGCCGAAGUCAGGGGAGAUUUGCAUAUCGGGGCAACUGGACCACGAGACCCGCGCCGUGUAUGAGUUCCCGGUGGUGGCGACGGACCGAGGCGGCCUCAGCACCACCGCCGCCGUCAAGAUUCAGCUCCUGGACGUGAACGACAACUCGCCGACGUUCUACCCGCAGCAGUACAACGUGUCGCUGAGGGAGCAGCACAACCAGUCCGUGCCCGUAGUGGUGGUGGUGGCCACGGACAAGGACGCGGGCGUGUACGGACAGGUAACAUACGAGAUCGUGGGAGAGAACGACCCCGGCGGCUUCCGAAUUGACGGCAAGACGGGCGAGAUCUUCGUGACGGAGACGCUCUCGAAGGCCAACUCCAUGUACCAUAUCAACGUGUCGGCCAGGGACGGGGGCGGCCUGAGGUCGGCGGUGGUGGCGGAGGUCGGCAUAUCGGUCAUCGACACCAACCAAGAGCCGCCCAUCUUCGAGAACUCACGAUACACAUUCGGGGCGGACGAGAACGUGCCCCCCGGGUCCUCGGUGGGCACGGUGACAGCGGUGUCCAGCAACAGGGGGGACUCGGGGCAAGGCAGCGGUGAGGUGCGCUACAACAUAUACUCGGGCGACCCCAACGGCUACUUCAGCAUCGACAGCCUGAGCGGCGUCCUGAGCACCGCCUCGCCGCUGGACCACGAAACGCACCCCUUUGUGCUGCUCAAUGUGCUGGCCACCGCUGGGACCCCGCCCACCUAUGGACACACACAGGUCAACAUCAGCAUCUACGACGUGAAUGACAACGCGCCGGAGUUUGAUGUGGCGACAGUGAAGAUUUCGGUGCGGGAGAACGCGGUGCUGAAGGAGGCCAUCUACGCCGCGCACGCCUCCGACCAUGACUCUGGGGCCAACGGCAUGGUGACCUACAGCCUCGUGCAGAACCCCGGCAACAUGUUCUUUAUUGACGAGAUGCAGGGGAUCCUCAUGCUGGCCGAGGAGCUGGACUACGAGGACGUACAGAAAUACACGCUCGUCAUCGGCGCCAGAGACCGCGGCGUUCCGAGACUCGCGUCCAACCUCACCGUCAACCUCGAGGUGCAGGACGUCAAUGACAACCCGCCGGUGUUUGACAAGGAGGAGUAUGCCGUCAGCGUCCUGGAGUCCUUGCCCGCCAAUUCCCAGUUCCUCCAGGUCACGGCGCACGACCUUGACACCGGGAACAAUGCGCGACUGACCUACACCAUCCGGGAGAAGGAGUUUGAGAAUGUGUUUGGGGUCUUCCCUAAUUCAGGCUCGCUGUAUCUGAAGGAGGUGCUGGACCGAGAGACACGCGACAGCUACGUCCUGACGGUGGUGGCCACGGACAACGGCAUGCCCGUCUCCACCGCCUCCACAACCGUCGUCAUCACCGUGCUGGACGCCAAUGACAACACGCCCACAUUCUCCAGACAGAUCUACGAGUUCACGGUGGAGGAGAACCUUGGCUCGGGCGCAGUGGUGGGGAGCGUGUCGGCAGAGGACCGUGACGUGGGCAACAACGCCUCCCUCAAGUUCUCCCUCCUGCCCGCCGACGGCUCCUUCCAGAUCAACCCAGACACAGGCGAGAUCGUAACACGCGUGGCCCUGGACCGCGAGCUGAAGGCCGUGUACGAGGUGACGGCAGAGGUGCACGACCAGGGCACGCCACCUCGCCACACCCGGGCCACCGUGCGCGUGCUGGUGACGGACGUGAACGACAACUCCCCGACGUUCAUUGAGCCUCGGGAGCCGUCGGUGAGCGUGCGCGAGGAGCAGCCAGCGGGGACGGAGGUGUUGCAGGUCCGCGCCACAGACAGAGACGAAGGGAACAACGCCUCCAUCACCUACUCCUUCAUCACCACAAACGACAACGAUGAUGAUAGUGCCUUCACCAUCAACCCCACCACGGGCGUCAUCACCACCACCAAGGUGUUGGACCACGAGGCCAAGCAAGUGUACCGCGUGACGGUGCAGGCGAGCGACCAGGGCAGCCCGCCGCGGAACGUGACCACAGUGCUGCAGAUCGAGGUGCUGGACCUGAACGACAACCGGCCCACCUUCCCUGCCUCCUCCGUAGUGUUCAAGGUACGGGAGGGCGUGAAGGUGGGCGAGGAGGCCGGCUCCGUCAUGGCCGUGGACCGGGACGGCGGGGAGAACGGCCGGGUCACGUACACGAUUCUGUCUGGGAAUACUUACGGAACCUUCGACAUCAACAAGACCAGUGGGCAGGUGUUCACCGCCCGGGAGGUGGACUACGAGCUGGCCACGGAGUACAUGCUGGAGGUGAAGGCCGUGGACGCCUCGGCUACCAACCCGCAGAGCUCCAUCAUCAACGUGAAGAUCGAGGUGCAGGACGAGAACGACCAGUCCCCGGUGUUCCAGGAGGACCCGGUGCUGUUCUCCAUUGGCGAGAACACGGCCAUCGGCACGCCCGUCUGGAACUUCACGGCCACGGACCUGGACAGCGGCGACAACGGCUACGUGCAGUACUCGCUUGCCCAGCAGCGGCCCAAGAAGGUGUUCCGGUUGGACGCCACCACGGGCAUGCUGACGCUGAUGGCGCCGCUGGACCACGAGGAGCACCGGGAGUACACGCUGGUGGUGGUGGCGGCGGACCAGCCCAGGGACGAGACGCAGCGGCGGCAGGCGUCCGUCACGGCGCGCAUCCUCAUCGAGGACUACAACGACAACACGCCCAAAUUUGUGUCGCGCAGUCGCGUGGACGUAAUGGAGGACGAGCCGCGCGGCACGCCGGUGCUGCACGUCAUCGCCACCGACGAUGACUCGCGCGACAACGGCCGCGUCACCUACAUCAUCAGCUCCGGCAACGACGGCAGCUUCGCCCUCGACUACGAGACGGGCGAGCUGAGCAUCGCCCAGGCACUGGACCGCGAACGAGCCACGCAGUACCGCCUCAAUGUGACGGCCAGCGACCACGGCCAGCCGCCACGCUCUGCCACGCAGCUCAUCGAGGUGUUCGUGGAGGACGUCAACGACAACCCCCCAAAGUUCAGCCAGGCGCUGUACAAGGCCAACGUGUCGGAGGGUGCGCCGCCCGGCACCUCCGUGGCGCGUGUCACCGCCUCCGACCGUGACUACGGAACCAACAGCAACCUGACCUACAUCAUCCCCGCCGGCAUAGGCGACAACAAGUUCCGCAUCAACCCCUCGACGGGCGUGAUCCGCACCGUGGCCACGCUGGACCGCGAGGACAAGGACCACUACAGCCUCACCGUCUACGUGCGCGACGGCUCCUACCCCGCCCAGUACGACACGGCCUCCGUCCUCGUCACGCUCACCGAUGUCAACGACCACGCACCGGAGUUCCGUGACUCUUGCUACCCCCUGAGGGUGCCGGAGAACACGGACCUCUCCGUCAUCCACACAGUGUUGGCCACGGACCGCGAUGCCGGCCUCAACGGGCAGGUGCGCUACUCCAUCACCGGCGGCAACGUCAACAACAAGUUCAGCAUCGAGUCCUCCACGGGCCAGCUGUCGUCGCGGCCGCUAGACCGCGAGGCGCAGGCCAAGUACUUCCUGGUGGUGACGGCCGAGGACCGUGCCCAGACGGCCCUGCGCGGCGUGUGUAACAUCACCAUCACCGUCGAGGACCAGAACGACAACGACCCAAAGUUUUCGCAGAACCGCUACACGACCAUGCUGCCGGAGGAUGCGGCGCUUGACACUGUGGUGCUGACGGUGCGCGCCACCGACCGCGACCAUGGCGAGAAUGCGCGCAUCACCUACUCCCUCAGCAACGAGACGCAGUGGCUCUUCAAGAUAGACAACGAGACGGGCAUCAUUACUACGGCCGGGCACUUUGACAGGGAGAAGCAAAACGUGUACUCCUUCGAGGUCCGCGCGACGGACGGCGGCCGCUACGACGCGCGCUCGGAGAAGUCCCAGGUGCAGAUCACCAUCACCGACGUGAACGACAACAAGCCGGUGUUCACGCAGUACCCCUUCACCGUGGACCUGCCCGUGUACUCCCAGCCUGGUCAGGAGCUGCUCAAGGUCACUGCCACCGACAAGGACGAGGGCGUCAACCAGGAGAUCGUGUACAGCCUGGUGGACGAACCUGCCAACAGCAAGUUCCGCAUCAACCCCGAGACGGGCGUGGUAACAGCCACCAGUCCGCUGGGCAUGGAGAGCGGCCGCCUCUUCCACCUGGAGGUGCUGGCGCAGGACCGGGGCCGCCCGCCACAGUCCUCCACAGGCCUGGUGGAGAUCCGUGUUGGGGACGCGACCUCCAUGACCACGUUGCAGUUCAAGAACUCAUCAUACUCGGUGGAGCUGGAGGAGAAUGCGCCGGCGGGCUCCGAUGUGGUGCAGGUGGCAGCCGUGCGCAGUGACAAUAACUGGCAGCGCAUCGCCUACAGCUUCGGCUCUGGCAACGAGGAGAACAUCUUCGACAUCAUCAGCAACAAUGGCCUCAUCCGCGUCCGUGACCCGCGGCGCCUCGACUACGAGACGCUGCCCCAGAUGCGGCUGGUGAUCGUGGCGCAGGCGGAGGGCGAGGUGCCGCUGUACGCCUACACCAGCGUGUGGGUCACCCUCACCGACACCAACGACAACGCGCCGCGCUUCACGCAGGACCGCUACGUGUCCUCGGUGUGGGAGGGCUACAACAAGGGCGAGUACGUCAUGCAAGUCUCUGCCACCGACGACGACACCGGCGCCAACGCCAACAUUGUCUACCACAUCGUCGAGGGCAACCAUGACAGCGCCUUCGUCAUCGACCCGCCCUUCUCCGGCAUUGUCAAGACCAACAUCGUCCUGGACCGGGAGAUCCGCGACGCCUACAAGCUGACCAUCAUCGCCACGGACGAGGGCGUGCCGCAGCGCACCGGCACCUGCACGCUGAGGAUCAACAUCGUGGACGCCAAUGACAACCAGCCCACCUUCCCGCCACACUCCAUCGUGCAGGUCUCCGAGGGCUCAGAGGUGGGGACCGUCAUCACCACCAUCACCGCUAACGACGUCGACACCAACCCCGCCAUCACCUACAACUUCGCAAGCUCCGGCAACCCUCACAACAUGUUCAGCAUUGACAAGUUUAGCGGCAAGAUCACCCUCGCCAAACCACUGGACCACGAGACCAAGAACGAGUAUAUGCUGCAAGUGGAAGCCUCGGACACCUCUCACGUCGCCACCACCUCCAUAACAGUGAAGGUGGUGGACGAGAAUGACAACGCACCCGUCUUCACGCAGCAGGCUUACCAGGUGGCGCUUCCAGAGCUGUCCCGCCCUGGCACGCCUGUCAUUAGGGUCAACGCCACGGACAAGGACAUCGGUGCCAACGCAAGGGUCAAGUACAGCCUGGGCAGCUCCUCCGACACAGGCUUCUACAUCAGCGACCGGACGGGGAUCAUCUACACCAACUCCUCCGUGCACUACAACCCCCGCCAGCCCGUCAUCCAGCUGGUGGUGACGGCUCGGGACGCAGGCCGCCCCUCACUAGCUGCUGUGGCCGCCGUUCGAAUACAGGUCACAGAUGUCAACGAUAAUGCACCCAAGUUCUCGCGGGAGGAUUAUACUGCCCACGUCAGCGAGGACUCUCCCCGCGGCCACCUGGUGACGCGCGUCUCGGCCUCGGACAUGGACGAGUCCCGCCACAACCGCAACAUCGACUACCGGCUGGUGGGCGGCAACGAGCGCGGCGCCUUCCAGAUCACCAGCAACACCGGCGAGAUCUUGCUGGUGCGCCGCCUGGACCGCGAGGACGUGGCCGAGUACCGCCUCAUCGCCAUGGCCACUGACCGCGGGCAGCCGGCGCGGAACGCUACGGCGGAGGUCGUGAUCACGGUGGACGACGUCAACGACCACGCGCCGAUGUUCAACCAGAGCGAGUACGCGGUGACAGUGAGCGAGUCGCUGGGUCUUGGCGCCUCGGUGGUGCAGGUGCUGGCGACAGACGACGACGCGGACGACAACGCCGCCAUCAGCUACGACAUCACCUCCGGCAAUGACCACCAGGUGUUCGCACUGGACUCUGAGACGGGCGUGGUGUCUCUGCGUGAGGCCCUGGACUUUGACGCCGUACCGGAGUACCGCUUCAUCGUGCGAGCCACGGACGGCAGCCGCCACCACCCGCUGUCCGCCCUGGCCACAGUGCACGUGGUGCUGACGGAUGAGAAUGACAACGCGCCGCAGUUCCCUGUGGACCGCUACCUGGAGUUUGUGCCGGAGAACUCGCCCGUCGGCACCACGGUGUUCACGGCGCAUGCCAACGACGGCGACAAGGGCGUGUACGGGGCCCUUAACUACUCUAUCCCCGGCGGCAAGGACAUGGACAAGUUCGGCGUGGACCACAAGACCGGCGUGGUGGUGACACGCGCCGUCUUCGAUUACGAGGCCAAGCACGAGUACUCCUUCCUGCUGCGCGCCGUGGACGCCGGCGGCAAGUCCUCGGUGGUGGCGGUGCAGGUCAACGUGGACAGCAAGGACGAGUUCGCGCCGGAGUUCCUGGAGCAGAGCUACUUCUUCGCCGUGCCCACCAACCUUGAGGCCGGCGCCGUGGUGGGCCGCGUGGAGGCCAGCGACCGCGACGAGGGCACGGACGGCCGCGUCUUCUACUCCCUGCGCGUGUCCUCCAGCGUGUUCAGGAUCAACCGCACGUCGGGGGAGAUCACGGUGCGCCGCGCCGGCCUGCGCGAGGAAGGCCUGACGCGCCUGGAGGUGGUGGCCACCUCGGGCCAGGUGGGCUCGCUGCGCACUGUGGCCGUGGCCGAGCUCAGCGUGGGCGGCAAGAACGGGACCUGGAACAACACCUCGCCGGUGGCCACGGGCGGCCAUGACUCAGGCGGCCUGGCCACCUGGGCCAUCGGCCUGCUCAUCGCCCUCAUCUUCCUGGUGCUGAUCUUCGGCGGCGCCUUCCUUCUGCUGUAUCGGCGCAACCUGCGGGCGCGCAAGACCGUCAUGGCCGACCAGUUCGAUAACUCCUUCGACACCAUCGACAUCCGGCCGCCGCCCUCGGCCCCGGCGGACCUGUCGCAGUACCCGCCGCGCUACAACGACCUACCUCACUACGACCACCACGGGGAGCGCAGCCACCACCACGGUAACACCACCUCGGAGAUGAGCGAGCAGAGCCAGAGUGCCAGCAGCGGCCGCGGCAGCGCCGACGACAACGAGGACGUGGAGGACGAGGAGAUCCGCAUGAUCAACGAGGGACCGCUCAUCCAGCAGCAGAAGCUGCGGGAGCGCCUGGGCCUGCCCGACUCCGGCAUCCGCGAUGACGACAACAUGAGCGACGUGUCGGUACACAACACGCAGGAGUACCUGGCGCGCUUGGGCAUCGACACCACCAAGAGCGAGUCCACCAAGGGCUCACAGGACCUGGCGCACUCCAUGGAGAGCAUGCACAUGUUCGACGAUGAGGGCGGCGGCGAAGCCGACGGCAUGGACAUCAGCAACCUGAUCUACGCCAAACUGAACGAGGUGACGCCCGAGGAGGACGCCUCCAUCAUGGACGGCACGCGCGCCUUCGGCUUCGGCGACGAGAGCCAGCCCUCCAUGACGGGCUCGCUGAGCUCCAUCGUGCACAGCGAGGAGGAGCUGCAGGGCUCCUACAACUGGGACUACCUGCUGGACUGGGGGCCACAGUACCAGCCCCUCGCGCACGUCUUCUCCGAGAUCGCGCGCCUCAAGGACGACUCCGCGCCCAACUACAGUCGCGAGCCGCUCAAGAAGACCCUGAACCCCCAGGUGAAGACCAUCCCGCCGCCGCUGCUGACCAGCGUGGCGCCGCGCUCCAUCGCCCCGGUGGCACUGAGCUCCGCCCGCACCAGCCAGCUGACGCUGCCCUCACUGCCGCGCUCCCCCAUCAGCCACGAGUCCUCCUUCACCUCCCCCGCCAUGUCCCCCUCCUUCAGCCCCUCCCUCUCCCCCCUGGCCACGCGCUCCCCCUCCAUCUCGCCCCUCAUGACGCCCGGCAGCGUCAGCCACGCCACCUCGCCCGCCGCCGCCGCCGCACAGACCUCCGCCACCUCCACGCCGCACCACGGCCGCCCCGUGGGCCAGCGCCAGGGCCCCGCGGGCCUCAUGGCCGGGGCCUCCUCGGGCUCCGAGACCGAACUCAGGAUAUAACCGGCCCCGCCC
Messenger RNA from Eriocheir sinensis (Chinese mitten crab), 10487 nucleotides. RefSeq names its product protein dachsous-like (gene ds). Gene Ontology annotation, cellular component: catenin complex; plasma membrane. Gene Ontology annotation, molecular function: calcium ion binding; cadherin binding. The record is from RefSeq and is a predicted model, not a curated record. Gene Ontology annotation, biological process: homophilic cell-cell adhesion. The transcript has 19 exons. Bases 399 to 10475 code for a protein of 3358 amino acids. Lineage: Eukaryota; Metazoa; Arthropoda; Malacostraca; Decapoda; Varunidae.